Molecule: messenger RNA, 2425 nt
Organism: Panicum hallii
Lineage: Eukaryota; Viridiplantae; Streptophyta; Magnoliopsida; Poales; Poaceae
Exons: 2
Coding region: 42-2006 (654 amino acids)
Source: RefSeq, a predicted model, not a curated record
GGAAGGAAGCCGGCGGCGUCGCCCUCUGCGUCGGAGGAGACAUGCCGGAGGACGAGGUGGAGGUGGUGUCGUGGACCGCGGCUGCGCAGCCGGCGGCCCAGGUGCCGUGCGGGGCGUGCAGGACGCUCCGGCGCCGGUGCGUGCCGGGCUGCGUCUUCGCGCCCUACUUCCCGGCGGAGGGCGACGAGCCGUCCCGGUUCGCGGCCGUGCACCGGGUCUUCGGCGCCAGCAACGCCGUCAGGAUGCUCGAGGACGUGGAGCGCCCCGGGGAGCGGCGCCGCGCCGCGGAGACGCUCGUCGAGGAGGCCCUGGCGCGCGUGCGGGAUCCCGCCCUCGGCUGCCUCUCCUACGUCGCCGUCCUCCAGAUGCUCAACGAGAAGGCCCGGGAGCAGGUCGACGCCGUGCGCGCGGAGAUCGCCGCGGAGUUCGGCCCCGAGGCCGCGUCCGAGCCGGUCGACAUCCAGGCCGCGGGGCCGGAGGUGGAGCUGGAGGCCAAGGCGCAGGCUGAGCGCGCGCUGGCGCACGCGAGGGAGCAGGACGCCAAGAUGCUGGCCGCGCGGCGCGCCGUCGACCGCAAGUGGCGGCAGCUGCGCCAAGCGGCGAGGCGCGCCGCCGGGGAGAGGCUCCGCCUCCCGGGCGGGCGCUGGCAGGACACGAACAACCAGAUGGCGGAGACAGAGAACACGGCCGCCGCCGCCGCCGCUGGGGAGUCCUCGAGCGAGCAGACAAUGUUGACGCCGCAGGCCGCGGCCGUGACGGAGCUGGACUCCCCGGAAGGGAACGGGCACCCGCAGGAGUCGGCGCCCGCCGCGGGCGCAAACCAGCACCGCCACCUCGCCUCGCAGCACGCCGGGGCGGAGCAGGGCAUCCCGGAGGGGUACGGCCACGGCCAGCUGCACCAGCUGAUGGCGGAAACGCAGCAGUCGACUGCCGGAGCGGAGGCAUCGAGGGAGGAGGCAUUGACGUCGGAGCAGGCACCGGCCGCGGCGCUGCAGCACCACGAUUCAGCAACAACGCAGCUCGACGGGACGGGGACCAGCUUCCUGGACAGGCACCAGGUGGCUGCCGCGGGGGAGCUUUCUAAGAAGCUGGACACCAUGAUACGGCGAUUCGCCGCGGCGCAGCAGUACGACGACCCUGCGGCGGCGCGCUACGCGUGGAUGGGUCCCGACGUCUCGCCGCGGCUCCAGCAGCCGCCUCAGCCGGAGGACACGGUGCCGCAGGUGGCGGAGGCGCGGCAGGAGGCCGCCACGGCGGAGGUGGCGAGCGACCAGGACUUGAUGAUGAUGCUGGUGCCGCAGAUCGCCGAGGCGGAGGCGGCGGCAGAGCAGGACGUGAUGAUGCAGCUGCUGGCCGCGGGCGCGCCUCAGUACGACGACCUCGCCUCCCAAUACGACGACGACACGGAGGUCGACAUCACGCUGGGGUACGGCCACCGGGACAUGUACCAGCAGACGGUGCAGCAGUUGGCCGCCGCGGCAAAGGUUGCCAGGGAGCAGGGCAUCAUGGCGCAUAUCGCCACGGCAGAGCUUUCCAGAGAGCAGGAAAUGAUCGUGCGGCAGGCCAGCCAGCCAGAGAUGACGAUCUUGCUGCAGGCCGCCGCGGCGCAGUACUCCGACACAGAGCUCGACAUCUGGCUGGGGCAAGGCCACCCGUACAGGCACCAGCCGACGGUGCAGGAGCUGGAGACGAACACGACGACGGUGCAGCAGCUGGAGCCGAGCACGACGACGGUGCAGCAGGUCGGCGGGUACAUGGACGGUGAGCACGGGAGCGACUCCGGCGUGACGGUGGCGUUCCAGCUGCCGGGGUCGGCCGAGGCCGCGCCAUUCCUCGUCGAACAGGAACCGCCGCCACAGGGGCAGACGGCGAGCGCGCUUGGGCUCGAAGUGGAUUCAUCUCUGCCACCGCUGCCGCCGUCGUUGGGCGGGCCGCAUGGCCAGCAGAGUACGGAUGGUGGCGACGAGGACCAGUGUUCUGAUUUGACGGAGUACUUGUUCUAUUGAUGCUUGUCCAGGUGAGGUGAGAAAGGCAGUUGUUAUGGACAAGGCAGGCAGGCUUCAGCGGGUAGCACAGGGUCCAGAGAGGAGACGACCCUUGUCCGAACCAGAAGAUGCAGGAUUUGCAGACAAUAUUUAAAACAGAGUAGUGAUUUCCUAUUUUAGGUUAACUACACAAAAUACUUGUUCUGAACUUCUGAUAGCUCUAGGCCUUGAUGCCCAACUCUUUUGUGUUGCCUGAAUUUUGUGCUGUUACAUACUGUGGUCCAGUUCGUCCAGGUGCUUACAAAGAGAUGUUUUGCUGAUGAAAUUGAGAUGGUUAUAUGGAAUCCUACGGUCUACUGGUUGCAGCUUUGUAUGAUUUUUUGUCUUUAGACCUGAAAUAUGUUCUCAGUUUAAAGCAUGGUGGCCUCGGAUCAGAUGCC